Lepisosteus oculatus (spotted gar) is the source of this 4292-nucleotide messenger RNA. RefSeq names its product G patch domain-containing protein 2. Lineage: Eukaryota; Metazoa; Chordata; Actinopteri; Semionotiformes; Lepisosteidae. Gene Ontology annotation, molecular function: nucleic acid binding. Gene Ontology annotation, cellular component: nucleus. The record is from RefSeq and is a predicted model, not a curated record.
CCUGUUUCGUAGCUCGUUUCCCGUGCACUUUUUGAACCAUCAUGGUGGUUCACCUAAACGUGUCAAGUUUGAUUUCACUUGUGAAUAACUAGUCUCCGGAGCUUUUAAUGUUCCGUGCAGCCAACUCAAGGAGCCUCGGUCAAGUGGAAACCAGCUGGCACUUUUGCAGAACGAUGGACGAGCUGGUCCACGAUUUGGUGUCAGCGCUGGAGGAGAGCUCAGAGCAGGCUCGGGGAGGCUAUGCGGAGGCGGGGGACCACUCCCUUUCAGUGGGGUGCCUCCUGAAGCGGCAGGCACGCAAACGGCGGGGAAGGAAGAGGCGCUCGGACAAUGCUUGCCCCCCUUGGGAGCCCAGCCACUACCUGAGCGAGGGCUCGGAGUCCAGCCUGGAGGAGCAGCAUGGCAAGGAUUACCGGAGCGCGAGCCAUAGCAAAGACCACAGCGACUCGGACGACCAGCUGCUCGGGGCAAAGCGCCGCCUAACUUCUGUUCUGGAAGCGGGUCGGGCUAAGAGGCCCAUGUGGCACGAGGACCCUGUGGCGGAAGGCCUGGGCAGUCGGAGCCUGCGCAGGAGAAGGAAAGUAAAGCGCAUGGCGGUCGACCCUCCGGCGGAGGUCGCUAGCGUUAUGACACUGACCAAGCAGCAGGGCAGUGCCAGCCAGGAGCUGCCCCCACAGGAGGCCUCGACCAAGCCGCCUGAGCACGGCAAGAGCAAACUGAAAAAGAGAAAACUGACUGCCAGUAGGCACGGGCAAGAAGCGGCCGACGAGGGAGUGGUGGUGGAAAGUGAGGACACUGGCCGUGCAAACAAAGACAAAAUGGACUACGAGGAUCAAAAGGGCUCUGAUGAAGAGAUGAGUGACAGUGAAACUAGCAGCCUCAGCAACAGUAGCGACGGUGGCUUGUAUACCAAUGAUGAGGGGAGACAAGGUGACGAUGAGCAGAGUGACUGGUUCUAUGAGGGUGAACCUGGCGGGGCAUGUGGCAUUGCUGGGGUCAUCCCCUGGUGGGAGAAGGAGGACUCCUCAGACCUGGAGAGAGAGCUGUCUGACCCUGUCUUCAACAGCAUCCUCACCGGUUCCUUUCCCCUCAUGUCAAAAGAAGCCCGGGGAGGAUUUCAGGCAAGGCUGAAUCAUCUGCAUGGGGUGCCAUCUGGAAUGAACAGAGCAACAGUGCAGCAGUCUGCAGGAAAGAUUAGCACUCCUGGGCCAGGCUGUAAUGAGAGACUGGCUCGGUUCUCCCAGGAUCCCCAUCAUCACGAUUCUUGGUUCAGUCCUGGAGCUAGGAGGGAGCACAGUCAGCUUGUGUGGGAUGCACGAACAGACAGAGGGCACAGGAAAAACUGCUCAUUAAAAACUGCCAGCAGACAAACAAGCGUGCACUUAGGCUCGCUGUGCACAGGUGACAUCAAGCGUAGAAGAAAGGCCGCACCUAUGGGGGGACCAACAACAACAGGGUUUGUAGGUGAAAAUGCUCCACCAAUCUCAGAGAACAACGUGGGCAACCGGAUGCUACAGAGCAUGGGCUGGACUCCAGGCAUGGGGUUGGGCCCAGAUGGGAAAGGGAUCGCAGAGCCAAUCAGAGCGCUGCAGAGGCCGAAAGGGGCUGGACUUGGGUUUAACUGAGAAUCCUUGCUGUCUUGGCUAAAUGUCACUAUGGAUCAUAAAGAUCGGAUAAAACAGACUGCACUCUUACCACCCACCAUCACCUGUGUUGUGGAAACCAACAGCAACAGUCUUAGAUCAUGCUAAUCUAAGGAACUAAAACUAGAUAAUCCCUGAUUUGGGAAAUAUCAGUUCAUUGCAGAAGGUGAAUAUACUUGUGGUAUACCAUGGUUAAUUAGAAGUGAACUGUAACAAGGCAUCGGAAAAUUAUGGUAAAUCCUAGAGCAAUUAGGUCUGAUCAUAUUUGACACAGAAUGUAGAAAAUAGUGAUACAACAAAGAAAAUAGGUGGGAUAAGUAUUGGAGAGCCAUGAUAAUACUACAAAAACAUCACGAUUAACUUUCACAAGUGUGUGCACUUCAGGAUUGAAAUCCUCAAAGGAUGACUAGUGGACUGCCACAAAAGUUGAUUCAGCCUGUUGGAGCUUUGUACUGUACUUUACAAGAAUGGUAGUCAUAGCAGCUAAUUAAACACUCCAUAAUACAGUACUUCUGUAAGUGUACCUUGUUUCAAACUGAUGUUGGUUAACUUCAAUAUGCUGGCAGUUUAAUUGCACUAUAGUUGUAGAGGAAAAUGUUGAUUUCAUUAUAAAUUGGCAGAAUGAUUGUUUUUUUAUUACAUUUUGUAACCUGGAGUAAAUUACCUUCAGUAUAUAAAAAUAUACUAGCUGACAGUCCCUACUGUACCUGUUUACCCUCUUUUUAUAAUACUUUUCAUACAUUUUUUACUAUAAUUUGCUUUUAGAAAAUGGUACCCUUUUUACAAUUUUAACAUGCAAAUGUUAGUUUUCCAAAAGAACAGUAUAUUUGAAAGUCUUCAUUAUAUGACUCUGAAGUGUCACUUUUGCUGUUCACUCACAAGCAGACAGUAUAAACCUAAAUCAGAAGUUGGAUACUUAACGGCCAAAUGGCUGCCCUGUGGAGGAAGUUAUUUUUGCAAAUUAUUGUUUUUCAGUUUAAAGUUUUGAAAAAUUUGUUUUAAUUAUAAUGACUCUUGGGAUACAAUCAGGCAUCUUUUCUGCUCAGGCCUGUACUAUGGCGGUUAGACUGUAGUCUCUCAGUAUCAGUGUUUUUCAAACUCUUUUGAGACUGAUACAUGGGUGCUGAUCAUUCAAAGCCUCAGAUGUACAGUAAGUAAUGAUAUUCAGUUGUGUUCGGAGUUAGCUUUAAGACUUCAAUGUGUAGAAAGAAGAAAUGCCAGUGGAGAACAGGAACUGUUUAAGCCCUGUACCCGCUAGGUGCAUUGGGUGUUCCUGCCACACAUGAAGUUUACUGUCAUAACUAUUUUCUGUUAUCAUCCACACCAUAUGGCUUGCUCAGAGAGGGGCAGUUGCAGUUUACCUUAGUAAAAAUAUUUUCUCUUUGAAAGCAGGCAGAAAAAAGUGUGUUUUAAGGAAGUCCAGAUUGUUCUUCCAGCGCACAAAAACACAAAAAAAUAGAUGAAAAGAAAUAACCCUUGCGUAAUUUUAUAUCUCAUAUUUACAGUAUCAGCUAAUGUAGUCCUAAAACAUUGCUGUUCAGUGUGCUGCCUUGUUCCUUUUUAAAACUUAUAAUUAACCUUAAUUGUAUUUUGGUAGCACAAUACUUCUUCCUACACUACACAGUUGAGUAGUAUUUUUAUUUCAAAUUACAACAGGACAUAAUCAUCAGGUAAAGAAUUUCAAAAAGAUAUUUUCAAAACAUAUCAAAGACUGUGUAGGCUGUCUUACUAAUAGAAAAGUGGUGUGCUACUGGCUGACAGUUUCUGAUUCAUGCCAUUUGUGCUUCUUGACAGUUCUGACAUUUAAUUAAACAGACUUUGGAAGCUGCAAUAGAGUCAGUUACAAAUGGUUUAGUUAUAUCAGUUUAAGUGUGCAUCUACUUAAACUGGAACUUUGACAGGAAAAUGUGGCUUGAACAUUGCUGCUUCCAACCUGCUGUAUAUGCACCACACAAUGAAAACACCAAAAACAAGUAUAAUCCAGAGUAUAAUAUGGCCCCUGAAAUCCACAUCUUAAAAAGAGGUCUUCAGGUUUCUUAGUACAAAGUUCACUUUGACUAUACUACAUAGAAUGAGUCUAUCUUCUUCCAUAACAGUGGAAAUAUUAAAUUGGGCAUUAAAUAGACAAUUGGAUGUAAUAAUCCAUACCAUACUCUUUCUAUAUACUCUCAGGACACAGUAUGUCAUAUUUUUAGAGCAGAUUAUCAAACCUACAUAGAUUCUGGAAUUUUAUUUGUUUUAUUUUUUAACAUUGUAAUGUGCACUCUACUUUUUUUAGGUCUUGCUUGUUGGAUAAUAAAGGCCUUGUUAUUAAACAUAUUGUAACUGGAGACAACUUUGUAAUUGAACUUAAGAAAAUUUUAAGUAUUACCUUGUUACAACAUGUUUGACAGUGACACGACAACAGAAGAUUUCAUGUACAGUAUGCUUCUUCAGAAUUUGAAUGUUAGUGCACAUGUUGUUUGGAAAUUAAGGUUUUCCUGAAGGACUGUCUUGUGAAAUACUAGCAAUGUGUGUAAAACAAAUGUUGAAAGAAAAAUGCUUUGAUUUUCUUUAAAGGAACUGAUUAAAAGCAGCAGGCCCUUGGUUGGUGUGCUUCCUUGUGGAAAUCAGGUCUACUUUAUAACUGAAUAAAUCAUGAAGAAAAUA